GCGCAAGCGCCAGUGCCUUCCUAGCGCCAUCAUCGCGUUCUCUCUAUCUAGCUUGCCUUGCCGUUCUUGCGUAGGGGGCGGGACGAAGGUUGUCAAUUGGCCUGUUUUCGUGUCAGUCAAUGAGAUGGAUGCGGUGAUUGGCGGCAACCCGGAGGGUAGUGGGUUGAGGUGUAAGCCCUGAGGAGGCAGCGUUUUCUCGGCUUCUGUCUGGUUCUCUCUCUCCAGAAGGUUCUGCCGGUUCCUCCAGCUCUGGGUUCUCGGCUUUGCAUCGCGCCGCCAUGAUGGGCCAUCGUCCCGUGCUUGUGCUCAGUCAGAACACAAAGCGUGAAUCUGGAAGAAAAGUUCAGUCUGGAAACAUCAAUGCUGCUAAGACGAUUGCAGAUAUCAUCCGGACAUGUUUGGGACCCAAGUCCAUGAUGAAGAUGCUGUUGGACCCAAUGGGAGGCAUCGUGAUGACCAACGAUGGCAAUGCCAUUCUUCGAGAGAUUCAAGUUCAGCAUCCAGCAGCCAAGUCCAUGAUCGAAAUUAGCCGAACCCAGGAUGAAGAGGUUGGCGAUGGGACCACAUCAGUAAUUAUUCUUGCGGGGGAAAUGCUGUCUGUGGCUGAGCACUUCCUAGAGCAGCAGAUGCACCCAACAGUGGUGAUCAGUGCUUACCGCAAGGCAUUGGAUGAUAUGAUCAGCACCCUAAAGAAAAUCAGUACCCCUGUUGACGUCAGUAACCGUGAUAUGAUGCUGAACAUCAUCAACAGCUCCAUUACAACGAAAGCAAUCAGUCGAUGGUCUUCAUUGGCUUGCAACAUUGCCCUGGAUGCUGUCAAGACAGUACAGUUUGAGGAAAAUGGUCGGAAGGAGAUUGACAUUAAAAAAUAUGCAAGAGUGGAAAAGGUAAACUUUUUCAGUGUGUGCUUUGGGGACAAAUUAUUUCCUAGCACAAAUUUUCCCAUUUCUGGAGGAAAUAAUUUUAAAUCAGAGCUACAUAUCUUUAGUUAA
Carlito syrichta (Philippine tarsier) is the source of this 992-nucleotide messenger RNA. RefSeq names its product T-complex protein 1 subunit gamma-like. The coding region runs from base 279 to 992 and encodes 237 amino acids. Gene Ontology annotation, molecular function: ATP binding; ATP hydrolysis activity; ATP-dependent protein folding chaperone. The record is from RefSeq and is a predicted model, not a curated record. NCBI's taxonomy places the organism in Eukaryota, Metazoa, Chordata, Mammalia, Primates, Tarsiidae. Gene Ontology annotation, cellular component: chaperonin-containing T-complex. The transcript has 7 exons. Gene Ontology annotation, biological process: protein folding.